Gongylonema pulchrum is the source of this 330-nucleotide messenger RNA. Lineage: Eukaryota; Metazoa; Nematoda; Chromadorea; Rhabditida; Gongylonematidae. The record is from the annotation of a GenBank genome assembly.
AUGAUGGCUGAGGAAAUGUCAAGAGAAAUAAAAUUUUGGUCGAAAUCAAUUCACUUAGCAUUUAACAGCGCAAAAGUACCGUUCCAGGAAAAGGAAUACUAUGACAACGACUGCUGUAAACGUGGAGUGAAUUUCGCCAACUGGUUGAUCAAGUACGAUGAUCCAACAAGAUUGUCGGAUAAAGAUUGCAAGUACUUGUUGACAAGUGGUGAAUUUUACGAAAGCUAUCGUUAUUUUGAUGAGUACAGAGACGAAGUAAAAGAGAUGCUUACUUGUAAUUUGACAAUCCUCACCGAAGUUGCUCGAAAAGAGUUUCAAUUAUUUCGGUGA